Messenger RNA from Mizuhopecten yessoensis (Yesso scallop), 4295 nucleotides. RefSeq names its product alpha-1,3-mannosyl-glycoprotein 4-beta-N-acetylglucosaminyltransferase C-like. Gene Ontology annotation, biological process: protein N-linked glycosylation. The transcript has 5 exons. Gene Ontology annotation, molecular function: acetylglucosaminyltransferase activity. The coding region runs from base 737 to 2224 and encodes 495 amino acids. Lineage: Eukaryota; Metazoa; Mollusca; Bivalvia; Pectinida; Pectinidae. The record is from RefSeq and is a predicted model, not a curated record.
UAUCGUCGGAAGCUGAACGCGUUUCAGCCCAUACAGGACACUAUUAUUCUUGGAAUAUACAUAGUUAGUUGCCUAUAAUUUAAAAUCAAUUGUUGGACAGUGCAUCAACUUCAAUCGCUGUUACAAUAGCUUUGAUUUACACGUAGAGUUGACUAUAUUAUUCAAAUCGAAUAGUGAUUUGAGUAAUGUAUACCACAAACAGUAUUGUAUACCACAAACCCGUUAAUCAGCAGAACUGACGCGAAAUGAGUUCAUUAAUAAUUUAUGGAAUGAGGAUGUGGAAAACGGCGUAAAAAUUCAGAGCAGUGUUGGGUCAAAACAAAACGACUGGAUGUAGGAGAAAGGGGACUCUGGUCUAAUAAUUAUCUUACCAGUAAGUGGUAAAAUUGUAUAAAUUCUUAAUCAGAAGAGUUCCCGCACGGCACACGCGGCAAUAUACAUAUAUCAUAGUAGCUUCAUACGGAAACGUCACAUAUCGAUCUUGUGUCUACUGUACAGUAUAUCUACACGAGUGCUCUGUAUCGUCGUUGUAGUCCAUUUGAGUACACGUGCUAAGGAGAGGCUUAUUGUGUUUCUCUCUACUCGAUAUACACCUGUGUUUCUCUUACCUGUAUCUACGUGUAUUAUACGGAAUCGCAGGUAGAGGAGUAAACACUGGUCAACGAUACUCAUUUCUGUGUGUGUUUCUGGCAAUCGACAAGUUAAGAUUUGGAGGUGUAUAAGCUAUGCGUUGGAGAUGGCGUGGUGUCGGAUGAGGAGACCAAUCCGCAAACAGCUUCUAUACACUGGUAUUUUAUUGGUGACCACGAGCGUUGUCGUGCAGUUCCUUAACUACUCAAACGCCAGCGUCCAUGACAACCUUGUCGGGAUUAGUAAAGAGGUUUCCGUCGGGCUGGGCAUCACAAAGGACUGGAAAACAAAGCCGAGUACGGAGGACGAUGGUUGGAAAGCUCGGAUUUCCAAUUUUGAUAAGUUCCAGAUUAAUCCGUCCAUUCCUAUGCAGAUAAACCAGAGGGAAGCGUUGCUGUUCGGAAACUUCCGGAACUACACCAGUUACUUGACGAUCGGAAUCCCCACUGUACAGCGCGAGGGAGUCGAUUACCUGGAGGACACGAUUAACUCCCUUAUAAAGAACACACAAGUAAAGGAGCGGAAGGAGGUCAUCAUCCUGGUCUUCCUGGUUGACCAGGAACACGACAAGGUCACACAGAGGGCAAAGAAACUUUACGAGGCUUACAGAGAACACGUGGACUCGGGCUUUAUACAACUAGUGCACCCCGAUCACCAGUACUAUCCGGACUUCAGUAAACUACACCGAAAUUUCAACGACUCGGAAGCACGCGUGGCUUGGAGAAGCAAACAGAAUAUAGAUUAUGCGUACAUGUUUUUAUAUAGCAAAAAUUUGUCUCAGUACUAUAUGCAGAUAGAGGAUGACGUUCUUACAGCAAAAUCAUAUUUAAGUCAAGUGAAACGAUUCGUCAAGUCAAGACCAUCAAAGAUAAAGUGGUUCUGUAUACAGUUUUCCCACUUGGGCUUCAUUGGGAAGAUGUUCCGAGCUGAAGACUUACAGUCGAUCGCCGAAUUCCUUCUGAUGUUUUAUUCGGAACAGCCUGGUGAUUUGUUGAUAAACUAUAUGAAAAAAAUAAAAACGCAAUUCAAGGACAUUCUAAUGAAGCCAUCUUUGUUUCAACAUCGAGGAGUUAUCUCUUCCCUCAAAGACAAGAAACAAUUCCUGGUAGACAAAAGUUUCCGAGACAGGACGAGUACGGAUAGGAAAAAAUUUUAUCAGAAAAAUCCGCCCGCAGACAUCUUCAGUUCCAUAGAAGUGUACGAUAAUCUCAAACCCGAGUAUGCUUAUGAUCUGAGCAACAAGUAUUUCUGGGGACUGAGUCCAAGUUUAGGGGACUAUUACAGAAUAUCUUUUCAUAAACCAGUGAAUAUAAGUCGAAUUUACGUCGAUUCUGGUUAUCCGAAGAACCCUAAGGAUAUUUUAUGCAAUGCCGCUUUAAAAAUAUCCAGAGUGAGUGAUUCCAGUCAACUCACUCAGGAAGCUUGUGACAACAGAGAAAUGUUCGGGACGUUCAAUCGCACCGGAGACUUCGACACCAUAGCGCAAAAUAGCAGCAUGCCCAUAUAUAAUGUGGGAUGUAUUUCAAUAGAGUUAACAAAAGCUCAGAAAGAAUGGGUAAUCAUAAGAGAAAUUGCGAUAUUUACCGUGACAUGAUUUUACCGUGACGAUUGAUAUGUUUGCAUUAUGUUAUGUUGCCUUUGUAUUUGUUAUCCUGUUAUUUACCGUAGUACAACAGAGGUACAGAGCGUUUUAUAAGUGUAUAAUUAAAGACGUAGAAAAAUCGUUUAACGAUGUGUGUGCUACUUAAUAAGACAUGUAAUCAAAUAUGCCCUUCUGAUUGUGAUACCCCUUUGGAUUGUGAUAAGGUAUUUUAACAAAUCUGAAUCAGGCUAGUCAUUUAGAUUUGCUAAGUUAAUAUUCGUCAACACAUUUAACACUUAAUCUUGUUUAAAUGAUGAAAGUCAAUACAAAAUGUAAAAUUCAUGGAUAUAUAUAUACACUUUCUAUGUACAGUCUUUUGAUAAACCCACCAACCAAAACUGUUGUAAUAACCUAGCAAAAGCAAGAACACGUGUAUGUUUUCGUUCUGCAACUGUUCGGGUCUUUCCGUGAAAGUGUUUGAGUAAUCGGGAACCAAUCAUGACGUGAUGUCCAAUUCAAAUUAUGGCGGAGAGUCCCAAUUUGAUUCCGAUAAGCGUUCGCUGCCUGACGGAACUGGUAACCUUAGAAACACGAUCUAUUUUGUCCCCACCAAAAAUAUCUGUUCUGCAAAUUGGUAAAGUAUUUUGUUUAAAAUUUAUUUUGAACUUGAAGAGAACCCCAAAGAACGGUAAACUCAUAUUUUCUUAAAUGUUUUGAACGUAAGUUUUAGGAUUUAAGUGCAUCUUUUAAACAUGUAUGAUGGUAUGUUUCACAGUUCGAUUCAAAUAUUUUCAAUGUAAUUCAAUCCUUAUAUAAAUAUCAUCUGAAAAAUAAAACGACAGCUAUGAUUUUAAGAUUAUUAGAAAUAUACUUAAAGCAGUGAUUUUAUGUACGAAUGGUGUUUUUUUUUGUCGACCCUUAAAUUGUUAUUUAAUUCGUUUGCUUUGCUAUAUUAUAUCAAUUGGUGCGGAAACUUACCUCCUAUAAUGUCCAUCUUGAGAACAUAAGGUCAUCAUUAGGCGUGAAGUUGAAGACUAAGUUUUUCAUUGCGCGUUCGUCGAGAACACGUGUUAUUCUCCACGCCAUCAUCAUCAUCAUCAUCAUCAUCUGAUUUCCAGCUAUGGUACGUAUUUGAGUGUCUUUAACUGCCAAUGUCAUGUUCAAUCUGUGUCUUAAGGCUCUCUGUGCCACUGCCAAGACUGUAAAAAUGCAUUUGCAGCUAUUUUUGCCAGUAUGACUUCAGCUUGCUGUGAGGAACUCAGCUUUGAACAGGAAACAAUGCCAGUGGGCUUUUAUAAAAGAUAUUAUAGAUGAAUAAAAGCAAUAGCAGUGUUCUGAGUGUACAAAUACAAAGGGGCUAGACAAGGAUUUCAACACCAGUCCUUAUACCCCUACACCGUCGCUCUAACAAACUGAGCUACCUGGUCUAUGGAAGUACCCUUAUCCAUGCUUACAACAACUAAUCCCAUAGGAAAUAAGGGGAGGUUACUGUACAAUGUAUGUACGAAAACUUAAGCGGAACUCUCUAGUGUUUUGCUUUCUGUGGAACAGGGAUCCAUACAUGAGUUGUGACCGAAACCUUAUUUCUAGACAAAGGACAUCAUGAGCGAUUUUCCAUGCGAUGGAAAAAAACCCACUUAAACUCCCGGAGAUAUUAGUCCUUCUUAGGAUCCUUCAGGUGUUUGUUAAACCCGUUUAAGUGUGUAUAUGUGUGUGCGCAUCGGCUGGCAUUGAUUUUAUUUUAUGGUGUCUUUUUAUAUUAAUGUUUAGUACUGAUUUGGUCAUUGUGUAUCGUCAUGAUUGUUCAGUUUAAUUUUACGCCGAUAUCAACUUAUUGGAAUUAUUUGUUUAGGUAAUAUUUUAAACUACCAUCACAUUAUGUAGGUAUUUCAUCUCAAUAUUUUCUUAUGUAUAUUAAACCAAUAUGGCUAUGAAUCCGUGACACAGAUGAAGAUCCCUGUACCACUGCCACAAGCUGUAACUAAGUGGUAAAAAAUGUUCUCCAACAUGACUAUUCCGUCUUUGUAUAUUGCAGAGUUAUCUUCUCUUGAGAAAAGGUAUUGAUUGUUACGUCACUGGUUUA